Molecule: messenger RNA, 588 nt
Organism: Micromonas pusilla CCMP1545
Lineage: Eukaryota; Viridiplantae; Chlorophyta; Mamiellophyceae; Mamiellales; Mamiellaceae
Exons: 2
Coding region: 1-588 (195 amino acids)
Molecular function (GO): hydrolase activity
Source: RefSeq, a predicted model, not a curated record
AUGGCGACAGCCUCCGAGGGUGCCGGGUCCGCCUCCGCGAAGACGGAGCGCGUCUACCCGGAAGAGUGCAGGGUGGAGAUGAACGGGAAGCAGUACCGACGGUGCGCGGCCGCGCUCGUGUUCAACAAAAACGGCGACGUCCUCGUCGGCGAGAGGAGCGACCGCCCGGGGUCCUGGGGGAUGCCGCAGGGAGGGAUCGAGGUGACCGAGACCGCGGAGGCCGCGGCGACGCGCGAGCUGUACGAAGAAAUCGGCGUGCGCGUCGGGGACGCCGCGACGGGGCUGCGCUUCGUCGCGUCCAUACCUCCGUCCGACGAGUACUGCUACCUCGCCGGCGGGUGGCUCGCGAAGAAAGGCCUCGCGGGGCAGCGCUUAGAGUUCUCGCUGUUUCACCUCCCGACGACGGAGGACCCCGCCGCGUUCUGCGACCUCCGAGGGUUAGACGGCGAGCCCGCGGAGUUUUCGCGCGUCAAGUGGGCGAGGUUCGCGGAGGUGAUAGAUUCGGUGUGGGAGAGCAAGAGGGGGCCGUAUCUCGCCGCGAGCGAAGCCGCGGCGCCGAUCAUCGCCGCGUGUUUGAGCGGGGAGUGA